This is a messenger RNA of Hypomesus transpacificus, 831 nucleotides long. It is a transcript of the gene surf2, whose product is annotated as surfeit 2. The transcript has 6 exons. NCBI's taxonomy places the organism in Eukaryota, Metazoa, Chordata, Actinopteri, Osmeriformes, Osmeridae. Bases 103 to 831 code for a protein of 242 amino acids. The record is from RefSeq and is a predicted model, not a curated record.
AGUGCGAUUUGCAUCUGCUGCGGUCGAAAACGUUCCAGGAGAAGAGAACCCACAUGUGUGCAAAUUGUCAGUGGUGUAGCAAUUUCUUAGUUUCUUUUGAAUAUGGACGAGCUACCAGCAGACCUUAAAGCCUUCCUUCUCAAUCACCCAUUUCUUCAACUGACGGAUUGCAAAAAGAUAAAAUGCUCUCUCAACGGACAUGAGUUCCCUUGCAGUCUUACAGAGCUACAGAACUUCACCAAGGGAAAGAAGUACGAGAAACUAAGCGCCACAGCAGAGUUCAACUACAGCCAAUAUGAACCGCAUGUAGUACCGAGCACGAAACAAGCGAAUCAGCUGUUCUGUAAACUGACGCUCCGACACAUCAACCGCCUGCCGCACCAUGUCCUGCGGCACGUCAACGGAAAACGCUUCAAGCGGUCACUAGAAAAAUAUGAGGAGUGUGUGCAGCAGGGCGUGGAGUUCGUCCCGGUGUGCCUGCAGAAGAAGAGACCCAGAGACAGCGGGGGGGAGAGGGCCCGGGGGCGCCAUGGCCAGCGGGGGAGCGCCCCGUGGGAACCCAGCACCAGCGACGACGGGGGGAGUGACUCUGAGGACAGCAUGAGUGACCUGUACCCCUCGUCCAUGUUUUCUGCAGAAGAGACAAUAAAGGAUCAGGAAGAACAGACAAAGGAGGAUGACUUUCAAACAGAUGAGGAGGAAAUGGAAGUAGAUAAACAGGCUCCACAGAAACGCAGAAAGGUUCAAGCUUGUCGUUUCCAGAAAAAGUUCAAGAACCACAAGGAAAGAAAAGGCGCAAAUAACGGCGCAAAGAUUACAAAUGGAAAAUAA